Lathyrus sativus (Indian pea) is the source of this 1977-nucleotide messenger RNA. The record is from the annotation of a GenBank genome assembly. NCBI's taxonomy places the organism in Eukaryota, Viridiplantae, Streptophyta, Magnoliopsida, Fabales, Fabaceae.
AUGGCGAACGAUACUUCUAGUUGUGAUUUUCAUAAUAAACGUCUUGGUCUUUUAAAAGAUCAAGUUCAUUUGGUGAAAAGGAAAGAUUCUAAUCGCUAUGAGAUUGCUGCAAUACAAGAUCAACUAUCAUUUGAGAAGGGGUUUUUUAUAGUCAUUCGUGCAUGUCAAUUGUUGGCUCAAAAGAAUGAUGGAAUUAUAUUGGUUGGGGUGGCGGGUCCUUCCGGAGCAGGGAAGACUAUAUUUACUGAAAAGAUACUUAACUUCAUGCCUAGUGUUGCUGUUAUUUCAAUGGAUAAUUACAAUGAUGCUAGUCGAAUUGUUGAUGGAAACUUUGAUGAUCCACGCUUAACUGACUAUGACACAUUGCUCCAGAAUUUACAAGAUUUAAAGGAAGGAAAGACAGUCCAGGUUCCGAUAUAUGAUUUCAAGUCCAGUUCACGCGUAGGAUACAGGACUGUAGAACCCCCGACUUCCAAUAUUGUGAUUAUAGAGGGUAUCUAUGCUUUGAGUGAGAAGUUGCGAACUUUGCUGGACCUUCGAGUUUCUGUUACAGGUGGAGUUCACCUUGACCUUGUAAAGCGAGUUAUACGCGACAUACAACGUGCUGGCCAAGAGCCUGAAGAAAUUAUUCAUCAAAUAUCUGAGACGGUAUAUCCGAUGUACAAGGCUUUCAUUGAGCCAGAUCUCAAGACGGCGCAUAUAAAAAUUACCAACAAAUUUAAUCCAUUUACUGGAUUCCAGAGCCCGACUUACAUUUUAAAGUCAGCAAAGAAUGUAGCAGUUGAUCAAAUUAAAGCUGUUCUCUCUGAAGAUUGUAUGGAAACAACCGAGCAAACUUAUGAUAUAUAUCUUCUACCUCCCGGUGAAGAUCCAGAAACAUGCCAAUCAUAUUUAAGAAUGCGAAAUAAGGAUGGGAAAUACAGUCUCAUGUUUGAGGAAUGGGUGACAGACAACCCCUUUGUCAUAUCGCCGAGAAUUACUUUUGAGGUCAGCGUGCGCCUCCUUGGUGGACUAAUGGCCUUGGGAUACACGAUAGCUACUAUCCUCAAGAGAAACAGCCAUGUUUUUUCUGAUGAUAAAGUUUGUGUGAAACUAGAUUGGCUUGAGCAACUUAAUCGACAUUAUGUUCAGGUACAGGGGAGAGAUCGGGUAGUUUUGAAAGAGAUUGGAGAUCAGCUGGGUCUCGAAGGUUCCUACAUUCCUCGUACAUACAUUGAGCAAAUUCAACUUGAAAGGCUUGUGAAUGAGGUUAUGGCUCUACCAGAUGAUUUGAAGACAAAGCUCAGCCUAGAUGAGGAUUUGGUUUCAAGCCCCAAAGAAGCACUUUCUAGAGCCUCUGCUGACAGGGUUGCCAUGAGAAAUGAGAAUAUGAGGAGUGGAUUGUCCCAGUCAUAUACAAGUCAAAGGGACAAAAAUGCAGCCAAAGUUAAUGGAUAUUUUACCAACAAUCAAGGGUUUGAUGAAAGAAAUUCAGAUUCCUCCACAACACAAUUAAAUCAGAGAGCCAUUAGUCAGCUUUCAGAGCAGAUUUCCGCUCUCAAUGAUAGAAUGGAUGAGUUUACAAAUCGUAUUGAAGAGUUGAAUAGCAAGCUAACCAUUAGGAAUAAGUCUCCAAGCCAACAAAAUAUGUCGGCUCAAGCCGAAGCUUGCAAUGGUUCUGCUCCCACGUCUUACUUCAUCAACAGUUUGGGCAAUGGUAGCAUAACUGGUUAUAAGAUGCCACAUUCCUUGUCUUCAUCCCAAUUAAAUAAGGAGUCUCCCUUAAUAGAUGAGAUAUCGGGCAUUACGCGUGGCCAGCGUCAGAUCAUGCAUCAAAUGGACAAUCUAAAUAAUCUUCUUCGGGGUGGUUUAGGGGAAAGGUCUCAGCAAACAAGAAUCAACAACAAGAGCAUAAUUACAGAUUUGAAUUACAUUGGUGCGAGUUUUGUAGUGGUAAUCGCAGUUGGUUGUUUGGGGAUCUUUUUGACCCGAAAGUGA